AUGCCUUCCAAGUCAUUGAUUCUGCUGGGUCUCUUUGCACUUCUUUUCAUCGUCUCAGCAGUUGUCUCGGCAAGUGUGGUGAAGUCAGAGAGUGAGAAAACUGUGGAAACAGAACAAUUUGGUGGUGGUCACGGCGGCCAUGGAGGCUACAACGUAAGAGGAUUCACCGGAGGGGGAAAUGACCCCAACUUAGGAGGUAAGUGUCGCCACGGCUGCUGCAAACGACUUUUCAGUGACUGCGCAAAGUGUUGCUCUUAUGCUGGAGAAGCUGUUCAGGCAAAGCCCGGCCACUAAAUGAAUCAACAACGACCAUAUAUACAUUUAUAUGUGUUUAUGAGUCUACGUAUGUUUGUAGUGUUGUACAGGGCCGUCCCAUAAUUUUGAGUGGCCUAAAGCAAAAAAAACUUUUUGUGGUCUCUUAUACAAAUACCAACAAUAAAUAUUAACAGACAACCCAUACAAAAAAGUAUAUAGAAUCAUCGAAUGGUAAAAAAAUAAAACUAUGUUGGACAAAAGGAAGAUAGAACUACGAUAUGCUCAGUUACAAAAAAAAAAAACUACGAUCUGCUAACUCAAAUUAAACUAUUAAACCAUCUGACCUAAACUAAUACUCAGUGACAUGGCCUUAAUGUUUUGUUUAUAUUUUGUGGUCUAAAGCAAAUGCUUUAGUUGCCUUAUAGCAGGGACGGGCCCGGUGAUGUAAGUGCCUCAAGUGUAACAAAGGGGCAUGAUAUAGAUUAUGCAAUGUCUCUGUGUUUAAGUUGUAAUCUUGGUUGUUUUCCUAAUAAAAAUAGUUUGUAGUUUGUUUUUCUCUUUCAGUUUUCUUUUCUGCAUUGGUAUUUUAAAUAAAUAUUUGUACUUUUAACGCUGAGAAUCUAUACUAUUAAUAGGGAAAAAAUCUUAAAAAAUUUACUUACACAAUAU
Molecule: messenger RNA, 924 nt
Organism: Brassica napus (rape)
Lineage: Eukaryota; Viridiplantae; Streptophyta; Magnoliopsida; Brassicales; Brassicaceae
Product: glycine-rich protein 3 short isoform-like
Exons: 2
Coding region: 1-294 (97 amino acids)
Source: RefSeq, a predicted model, not a curated record